Pseudovirgaria hyperparasitica is the source of this 3888-nucleotide messenger RNA. RefSeq names its product acetyl-CoA synthetase-like protein. Lineage: Eukaryota; Fungi; Ascomycota; Dothideomycetes; Acrospermales; Acrospermaceae. Gene Ontology annotation, molecular function: CoA-ligase activity. The transcript is spliced from 5 exons. The record is from RefSeq and is a predicted model, not a curated record. The coding region runs from base 179 to 3706 and encodes 1175 amino acids.
CCUUGGGGCAACAUAAGCACUUGGAUGAGCAGAUACACGCGAUUGGUCGCCACUAUGGCUUUACCUAGUGUCUUAUUGGCGGCCUGCGAUACGUCCAUCUAAACCACAGUCUUAAAAGCUCCGCUCCGACUGUGGUCAGCACAGUAAUGCGAAUACUGUCCCAUUCAGCUUCAUCAUCAUGGCAAGCAAUGAGAGCCUCGUCCGAGCGGCGCCCUUGCCAGACAUCCUUCCAACCAUCGGCAGCUUCUUCAGGCAAGCUGUAGCAUUGUAUCCUGACCAUGUCGCACUUUCUUGUCCUCACCAAUCGUCGGAUCUCUUUGGCAUGUGCAGCAUUCCUUUGGACGCCGACGAGUACCGCGAGAAGCCUUGGCUACGUUGGUCGUACACAGUCUUCAAACAAUGCGUCGAUAGAUUUGCGUCUGGGCUCAGAGCCCACGGAAUCUCCUGCGGAACCUCUAUCGUAACCUUUCUUCCAAAUGUCGCUGAAUAUAUGAUUUGUUUCUGGGCUGCUGACGCGUUAGGGUGUUCUUUUGUACCAAUCAACCCAAAAAACUUGACCAAUGUGGCGGAGGUUGAUCACAUGUUACGAACAAUGUUAUCUGUAGGGCCUAGCUCUGAAGGGGCAGUCAUAAUUGCGGGGAGUGACACGAUGGAAAAGGUCGACGUGCUCGCCAUCCCUGAAUCAACUUUGAAAUGUGUAGUCGGAGUGUCAACAUCGUCGGAUUGGGUGCCAUUCGAACAACUGUGUCAACCCAAUGCUGGACCGGGAGCUGGACUCAACAAACAUGAUGACGGCUUUGAAUCUUCAAAUCUGCACAGUCUUGUCAUGUUCACCAGUGGAACUACAUCCUUACCUAAAGGCUGUUUGCUGGACCAAGAUAUUCUAAGAGCAACCUACAUGCAAUGGAAAAUAGGUAACGAGGUAACCCAUAGACCAGACACUAUAGUUUGUCAUGCCUUGCCAAACAACCACAUGGCUGCAAUGCAUUAUAUGCUUCAUACCCUAAGCGAAGGUGGUAUGAUCAUGCAUCCUGGACCUAGUUUCGAUCCCGAUCUUCUUCUUAAGAUGUCGACUAUAGAGAGAUGCACGCUCUUGUUACUGGUACCGGCAGCACUUCAAGGCGUUGUUGCGGCCGCUGCAGGACUUCCAAAGGUACAUUCCCUGGAAUCUAUCACAUUGGGUGGUGCUGCUCCGACUAUCAGAGAUAUAGAACUGGCCUAUAACGGUCUGGGAACUCCAAACGUCGAACACGUUUUUGGGAUGACCGAAGGCGUCGUCACAUCCACGGGUCGCGUUUCGUCAUCUGCCGACAUAGUGAGAAAUGGACUGACGACGUGUGGGAAAGCCAGACAUGGCAGUUGUCUUAAGAUAUGCGCUCCUGGGGAGCGCCAUCCAGUUCCCCGGGGCGUCCCUGGAGAAUUGCACGCGAGUGGUCCUUACAUCGUUCGUGGUUAUAUUGGCCUCAACAGCGACUCUUUCUACAAGGACUCUGAUGGAAGAUCUUGGUUCAACACUGGAGAUCAAGCUUUCAUUGAUGAUGAGGACUUUUUAUUCAUCUCUGGCCGGUACAAAGAAAUGCUUAUUCGUGGCGCCGAGAACAUUUCGCCCGCGGCAGUCGAAGCUGCUAUUUCAACAGUACCUGAUCUUGCUUUACGUCAGAUCCAGAUAACUGGGGUACCGGAUGAGGCUGCUGGGCAAGUGCUGGUGGCUAUUUCAGCACAGGUACUAGAUUCUGCGACCCAGAAACGUGUAAGGAAUGUCAUAAUCGACCGCAUGGGUACUAUGUUUGUUCCCGAGACGUUUUACCACCUCGAAGAGCUUGGCUUGGCAACUUAUCCGACGACCAGUCUGGGAAAGAUACAGAAAAUACCGCUCGCUGCUAUCAUCGCCCAGCAUCGUGGGCGUAAGCUCAGCAGUGACUACACAUUCCCAACAGACAACAGAGAAAUCAUGGGUCCAACUAUAUCAUUGGCUAAGCUCCAAGAUACUUUACGGAAGACCUGGGCUCGAGCUGUCGGAUUAGACGUCGUUGAUGUACCACUGAACCUUUUAGUAACAGAAUUCGCGGACAGCGUAACUGCAAUGCGUGUCCGUAGUAUGAUUCGGAAGCAAGUUGAACGUGACAUCACACUUGUCGAAUUGACAACCACGACCAUUGAGCAACAAGCGCAAUUGCUCCACUCACGUCCUCCAUUCAAUGUCAGCAACGCCGUUAUCGCCACGAAACAAAGGCCUGGUCCUCCGUUGGCCGAUGAUAUGACACAUUUAGCUGGACGUGAGGAGUCUCUUGAGGACACAAAGCAGCUCGUUGAACGAACUUUGACUCCUUUAGGGCUCAGCUGGGACGAUGUUGAGGAUGUUAUACCUGCUUAUGACUUUAAUCAAGUUAUUUCAAAGGCGAGAAUCGUCGAUUCGCUUACAUGGAACUUUGCUAUACUACCAAAGAAGUUUCGGGCCGCCGAUAUUGGAGCAGUUAUCGAGAAACUCUUGAAAGUACAUCCUCUAUUUCGUUCAUUCUUUAUACGGGAUACAGACACUCUUAAUAUGGGACGGCUGGCUCUUCACAUUAUUAUGCGUCCAAGACCAUCACUCCUCAGUCGCAUUAUACUCCAGGCUGGUUCUGUUAAGACUGUGGCGGACCUCGCAGCUAUCGUGCACAAUUACCCUACACCCUCUCAUGCCAUAAUUCCCGGCCCAAUGGCCGUCUUCACCAUCUACACUAUCGAGGAAAGUGGUCUAGCAGGCUUCAUUCUGCGUGCGAGCCAUACCAUGUUGGAUGCUUCAUAUGGCCGUCUAUUACUCGAAGACAUUGAAAGAGUCUGUGGUGGUCUUUCACCCAAUCCCCACGUCGAUUACAAGCUAUGGGCCGACUGUUAUUAUUCAUUUCGUGACUCGCCACAAGCCUUAGCCGCUACCAAGUAUCAUAUACGACAACUUGCUGACCUUAGUGCUCAUCGGAAUGCACUAUGGCCCCCUCGUUCGUCUUGGAUGUAUUCCCGCGCUUCUCAUGACGGCUACAGAUACGCGUUCGAUUGUCCCGGUAUCAUCACUCUCCGCAAACGGAAUCCCGUGUUGACCCCAUCCGCAAUCUUCAAAUCAGCGUUGGUACUGCUCAACGUAUCCCAAACUGGCCACAGCCAUGCAUUGUUCUCAAAUAUGGAAUCCGCACGAACAGCUUUCCCGUUCCUUCCAGCCUCCAUGGCACAGCUCCCCCAACUUGAUCCCAUAGAAGUAGCAGGACAAUGCAUGACCAGUGUCAUCAACCUAAUAUCUUUACGUGAUCAUGAAACACUUCUCGCCUUCCUAGCGCGAAUUCAAGACGACCAAACCAAUUCGAUACGCUACGCUGAGGCGCCCUGGCACGGAGUCAUGGAUGGGUUGAAUGACGCUGGACAUUUGCUCCCAGAAGUUCUAUGUCACCAGAUCUUUAAUUGGGUGCCUGAGUUACUGACGUUGAACGAUACAGAUACAUUCGACAACUUUCGCGUCGUGGACACGUUCAACGGUCCGGUGAUUGGCUUGGGUUUGACCGCAGCUUUUGGUGGGAAGACUGGGGUUGCGGCAGCAAUACACCUGAGGGGCAUAGGAACAAGUUUAGAGGAGAAGAAGAGACUGGCAACGAAGUUCGAAAGUUUGUUGAUGUGGCUGGUGAAUGAGGCAAAUUGGAGUAAAGGGAUGGGAGAGGAGUGGAAAGAGUGCCUCUAAAGGUCGGCAUCUAAAGUGAUGUUCAUGGCGGAUCAUGGACUACAUAUCUACUGUAGGACUCAGGAAAUUCUUGCAGUAAAGUCACAGUCGGCUGUCGCCACUGUGUUGACGAGUUUCAACUUGAACGGCUAUCAGCCCUAUGAACAGUUCCGUUUAGUUCAGUGGUCAGUGACAUUCAAAAU